Molecule: messenger RNA, 5826 nt
Organism: Pseudophryne corroboree (corroboree frog)
Lineage: Eukaryota; Metazoa; Chordata; Amphibia; Anura; Myobatrachidae
Gene: ALK
Product: ALK receptor tyrosine kinase
Exons: 27
Coding region: 426-5069 (1547 amino acids)
Biological process (GO): cell surface receptor protein tyrosine kinase signaling pathway; multicellular organism development; positive regulation of kinase activity
Cellular component (GO): signaling receptor complex; plasma membrane
Molecular function (GO): protein binding; transmembrane receptor protein tyrosine kinase activity; ATP binding
Source: RefSeq, a predicted model, not a curated record
AGAGGCUGCGGCAGGAUAGUGCGUAAUAACACCGGGGAAGACCUAGGAAUCCUAAAUCUGUUCAGCACUUUCAGAAAAGAGCAGUGCUGGUGAAGUGACUAUUGCUAUGUACUACAGACAGCAAGCUACCUGGCUGGGCACACUGCUGCACUUGGGGUAGCCUCCAGAGAGGGUGAAGGACCACUGGACCUACCUGGCAUCGCAUGUCCUGUUGCUAAACCCUGGAGGAGGGGGAUGUACAUGUCUGGCUGUAUUUCAGGAUACAAUCUGACUGGUAAGCAGUAUCAAAGCAGCUCGGAUCAGGCUCAGGACCCUUUUCAAAGCAUCUUGUGAGAUCUGAAGUCAGCAGAGGUGCCAUAGGGAAGAUAGGACAACCAGGAGGUAUCACCAGCAGGACUGAGCCCACUCGUUCCCAGCAGGUCAGUAUGAGGGUCCAAAAAUGUUACUUGCCAGUGGUCACUCUCUUGUGGUGGUCACUGGGUUGGUGCAGGUCUCUGGAGAAAGGCGCUGCAACAGUGUCCCACAGUAGGUCAUCUCCAGGGCCAAGGGAGCCCAGCUUCACCAGGUUGAAGAGGAAGAACCUGGCUGUGGACUUUGUAAUCCCCGCAGCCUUUCGCAACUCUCUGAGGGAUCUGCUGGGUCUGUUCCCUGCAGGGGCGGCAGGCACCAACUUCCAGGCCACCUCCAGCUUGGCCCUAGAUUGUGGACCUCUGGUGGAGUCCUUCUCUGAGCGUAUUGGAAGCCACUACCAACAUGGGCACCUCAAGAAGGGGCAGCAGCUGUCCUCCCGGCCGCAGCCAGCGCUGCUCUCCAAGGUGCUGAAAUCUGGAACGUUGAAGAAUCUACGCAGAUCCAAGCAGCUCCUGCUGGAAGUGGGGCCAGAUCUGGUCAGGGAUGGAUGUGGGGUGGGAUGGCAACCAAAGACCCUUGAGGAUGGCAAGAACCUGAGCAACGAGGGUCAACGGGAGGACCUUCCAAGUUCUGCCCUGAAGAGGAGGCUGGAGUUCAACCUGACCGAGCUGUUUAGCUGGUGGCUGGAGUCUAAGGAAGGCAGGCUGAGGAUCAGGCUUAUGCCCCAAAGGUCUGCAGCUUUCCCCGGCAGCGAGGAGACCUUAUCCGCAGCCCUGGGUGCAUCUCAGCCAAGGCUUAUGUUCCAGAUUCUCCGCAAGGGAUUUCAUUACGCGAAGACCUCCUCCAAUAAUCCCCUGAACAUUUACACCUGGAACAUUUCAUGGAUUAUGAGAGAAGUGUUUUCAUACAACGGGCCCAGGCCCAAACACGAUUUUGACUGUAAUUUUGAAUCCCACUGUGAUCUGGAGUACUCUUCAUCUCAGAAUAACCAUACAUGGAGCGUCACCAAUGCGGAGGAGCUACUGAAACGCAAAGCUUUGACUGGUCCAAGAGAAGACUAUUCAGAGAACUCAACAAGAGGUAACUUUUUGUUCUACGCUUCCUCUGGAGGUCCCGUCCCUACGCUUAUCAGUCCGUGGCUGCGGAGUAACAGCGCAAACUGCAAAGUGGAGGUGGCUGUCUUUCUCCAGAGAACCGGGAGAUAUAUUGUCCGCCUGCUACCAGAUAACGUGCCUAUUUCUGUGGCCGAAGCUCCACGGACACUGGAGAAAAGUCGAUGGGUGACCAUCGGAGGACCCGUUGGACACAAGCCAAAGCCAUUCCGGAUAUCUCUGGACUAUCUCGAUGACAGGGGGGCGACAGUGGCUGCCGUGGAUUCAUUCGCCAUGAAAAACUGCACCCGAGGAAAUGCACCCGGAAUUAAAAUGACCCUGGAUGGAUCUUUUCACUGCAGGAGCGGAAUGGAAAUUAAACUGUCUCAAGUCUGCAAUUUCAUGCCCGAUUGUGAGGAAGAGGAGGAUGAAGGCGAUUUGUGCCGAAACUUACCUCCGGGAUUUUAUUGCAUGUUUGAAGAUGGCAACUGUGGAUGGACGCUGGAUCCCAAGACGUCACAGUGGAAGAUUGGGACUCUGGGGGGCGCUAAGGGAGACUCGGUGCUGAUUCUGAACACCAGGCGCUCGUCCGUGUCUCAAAGCUCCAUAAUGACCAACGUUCUGUACCCGUCACCCCUGAAGAACUCCACCUGUGAGCUCCGGAUGUCGUUUCUGCUGGAUGGCUUCUGGCUGGGAGACGUAUCCGUGCGACUCCAUGAUAACCGGACGGGGAAAGUGAAAACCAGGACACUCUGGCACUUUGCCAAUGGGGAGGGGCUCGGCGUUUGGGAACAUAUAGUGCUGUCUCUUCAGGAUGUGCUGGGGAGGUUCUGGCUGGAGAUCCACGCUUCUUGGGCAAAGGAUAUAGAGGCCAUCAUUGCCUUUGACAACGUGUCACUCAGCUUAGGGUGCUACCUAACAAGUAACGGUGAAACGACUGCGCAGACCGCAUCGUACUUCUCAAGCAACCUUCUAAUGGAGACCAGCAGCAGCCAGAGGAGGAACGAGACGGAAUCGCAACACCUGGAGGAAGAGAUGUUCCCUUCUCUCCAGACCUCCAAGCCAGGUUACUGGUUUUUCACUACGUGUGGGGCCAGUGGCCCUCACGGGCCCAGUCAGAAGCUCUGCGAUGAGGCCUACGAAAACUUCAGUGUGAUGGUGGGAACAGGUGCCCAGAGAGGGGUACAGAUCUGGAGAGUGCCCGAAACCAACAGAUACAGGAUAUCCGGAUACGGAGCAGCCGGCGGCAUGGGUGGAAAAACCCCGACAAGGGCCCACGGCACAGCCCUCGUGGGAGUAUUUGAACUACAAAUGUAUGACAUCUUAUACAUACUGGUGGGCCAGCAAGGCGAGGAUGCAUGCCCUCGUACUGAUCCCGUUCUGAAAAUGGUCUGCAUGGGAGAGAAUAACGAGAUAGAAGAGGAGAUGAGAAUUAACGGAAGCGUAAACGAAUGGGCCGGAGGAGGCGGAGGAGGGGGAGGAGCUACAUACAUAUUCAAGAUGGAGAACGGAAAAUAUAUCCCGCUGCUAAUUGCCGCAGGCGGAGGCGGCCGGGCCUACAGGGCGAAGGCGAACAUCAUUCAGCCCGAGAGGCUGGAGAAUAAUUUCACUGUACCUGGACUGAAUGGAAAAUCUGGGGCAGCAGGUGGGGGAGGAGGCUGGAGCGACUCCGCAUCAUAUCCAUGGGCAGGAAAAUCCCUUAUGGAUGGUGGCACCGGUGGAGAGUCCUGCCCCCAGGCCGUGAAGAAGUGGGGUUGGGAAACAAGAGGGGGCUUCGGAGGAGGUGGAGGCGGCUGCUCUGCAGGUGGAGGAGGCGGAGGAUACAUCGAUGAUCAGAUCCAGCCAGCCCAGGAGACACAUCUGCCAUUGUCACUGGUACUGUCCAUUGUGACGUCAGGGCUCGUGGCUGCCCUUAUUCUGGCAUUCUCCGGCAUUAUGAUUGUAUACAGGAGGAAGCACCAGGAACUCCAGGCCAUACAGAUGGAGUUACAGAGCCCCGACUACAAGCUCAGCAAAGUGCGGACCUCCACCAUCAUGACAGACUACAACCCCAACUAUUGCUUCGCUGGCAAGAUCACAUCCAUCGGUGACCUGAAAGAGGUGCCCAGGAAGAACAUCUCUCUAAUAAGGGGAUUGGGCCACGGGGCUUUUGGAGAAGUAUACGAAGGGCAAGUGUUGGCGAGUCCCAAUGACCCUGCACCCCUGAAGGUAGCGGUGAAGACUCUGCCGGAGGUGUGCUCGGAGCAGGACGAGCUGGAUUUCCUCAUGGAGGCUCUGAUUAUCGGUAAAUUCAGCCACCAGAACAUUGUGCAUUGCAUUGGUGUGAGUCUCCAGGCUCUCCCCAGGUUCAUUUUGCUGGAACUCAUGGCUGGAGGAGAUCUGAAGUCCUUCCUCAGGCAGACACGACCCAGACUGACCCAACCGUCCUCACUCACUAUGCUGGACCUGCUCAAUGUGGCCCGCGACAUUGCAAAUGGCUGCCAGUAUUUGGAGGAAAACCACUUUAUUCACAGAGACAUUGCUGCUAGGAACUGCCUGCUCACUUGUCAGGGACCCGGCAGAGUCGCAAAAAUUGGGGAUUUCGGGAUGGCUCGUGACAUAUACAGGGCCAGUUAUUACAGGAAAGGCGGCUGCGCGAUGCUGCCGGUGAAGUGGAUGCCACCAGAGGCCUUCAUGGAGGGAAUCUUCACAUCCAAGACUGACACGUGGUCUUUCGGGGUCCUGCUCUGGGAGAUCUUCUCUCUGGGAUACAUGCCGUACCCCAGUAAGAGCAACCAGGAGGUGCUGGAGUUUGUGACAAGUGGAGGAAGGAUGGAUCCACCCAAAAACUGCCCCGGGCCUGUGUACCGGAUUAUGACGCAGUGCUGGCAGCACCAGCCGGAGGAGCGGCCACAUUUUUCCAUGAUCCUGGAGAGGAUCGACUACUGCACGCAGGACCCAGAUGUCAUAAACACGUCCCUGCCCAUAGAAUACGUCCCACUGAUGGAGGAGGAAGAAAAGGUUCCUACGCGCCCAGAAGAUCCGGACGUAAUUCCGCCGCUCCUAGUUACGCCUGAAAAGGCACGGAAGGGGGAGAGACAGAGGGUUCAGUCUCCCCCUCCGGUGCCACCUGUCAGAAAAGUCCCCAAUAAAGUCCACGCUGAACCACAAGGUCACGUGGAGGGCAGACCACCUGCAGACAAAGGACACGACAACACAGUCUUUGUACAAGCCAACCCACCUACGGAGCUACACAGCGCUAGGGGGUCCAGGAAUAAACCUACUAACCUCUGGAACCCUACGUAUGGUUCAUGGUUUACAGGAAAAACAGUAGACAAAAAUAUUGCUUCUCCGGAUAACCCAGUUUCCGAGAGAGAGAACACAGUGAAUGAGGGAAGCUGCCCGGCCGUCCCCAGGAUUCCUGCCGGUAGGCUCCCGGGCUCCUCUGUCCUACUAGAACCUUCAACACUGACUUCAAACAUUCAGGAAGUGCCUCUGUUUAGGCUGCGCAACUUUCCUUGCGGCACAGUUAAUUACGGAUACCAGCAGCAAGGUCUUCCUGUAGAAACGCCAGUCCCACCAUGUCCCACCAAACACAAAGACUUUAUCCCAAGAAGCAAGAGCAAUCCAAGCCAGGAGAAUGCCUAACUGCUCAACCCACCUCCUUGCCACUGGAGGACUUGCAUUAUUGCCACACUUACAGAAGACGUGUCAAUAGAUAUUUUUUAAUAUGUGCCAAACCCUUCAUUCUCAUUCCGAAAAUACAGUCGUCCAGGACCGGCCAACAAAGACCAGUCGUCAAUGACUGGCCAACAAAGGCCACCACCGCAGGUCUUGUGAGCUCACACUGCAGAUGUCAAUUGAUUGAUACGAUGUAUCCAAGUAAUAGGCUAAGGAUCAUUUUCUUUUUUCAAACUGUUAUUUGGAGAGACCAGUUGCAAACAUUCUGUAUUUCUUGUAUCACGUCCAAUGUAAUGGUCUGAGACAGCUCGACCACGGCACACGCGUUACCAGCUCAUCUUCCAUCUCUCCGUACCAUGAAGACUCCACCAGGAGAAAUCUUACUGUAUGUUCGGCUAGACCCGUAUGCCGUGUCGCUAUCAUCUAACAGUGUUUCAGUGGUUACUUGUGGCUUUAUAGAGAGGUACACAAGAAUCAGGCUACGUCCCACCUUGGCCAACUCAUUUACAUCAGGAUAUGGUUGCUGAGGUUGGGGAAGGAACGAAGGCGAUAAAUUGAGUUAUUGGGGAUUGCUUUCAAACACAGACAACUAAUGAGGGAAAUUACAUGCUGGGAUGGGGGUGGUUUCUACAGAUCAGUACAGGGGUUCAUAGAAAUCACGCAGAUCCUGCUAAUAUUACCGGCUACAAGAUUAAAGCAAACUUCUUAUUGGCUGCUAAGUUUU